AGACAGACAAACUCCCCCAACACAAGCAGGUCUGCUCCUGCAGCCAAUCAGAGCACACUGGGCUCUAUAUAGGGAGUGUUUAAUGCCUUCAGUGGGAUGCAGAGCGACACACACCAGACCUGAUCUGAUCUGAUCUGAACGCACAUUCAGGUUUCAGUGUCCAAAGAAGAAGCAGAAAUGGCUGGAUUUUGGCUGCUGAGAUUGAUUCUAGCUGUAGCAGCUCUCACAGUGUGUACAGCCCAGCGCCGACUCUCUCCCAGCGUUUUACAUGAGAAAUCAGGUGUUGUGUGUCUGAAUGGAGGGACGUCUCUCUUGUCUCCGUCGGGGCGUCACAUGCUCUGUUUCUGUCCUGAUGGCUUCAGUGGCUCCAACUGUGAAAGAGAUGAAUCCGUCUCCUGCUUUGACGGGUUGGGUCUGCAGUACAGAGGUCCCGUGUCCAAAUCAGAGAGUGGGCGAGAAUGUCUGGAAUGGGAUUCAGAGAGUGUGCGUGGAAUUGGAGCCUAUCCCAAGAAUCAUGGCCCGGGACGACACAACUACUGCAGGCGAGUUACUCUGAGUGAAGAGCGCAGGCUGACUGAGAAUACUAGAAUGAGAACAAACAGACGCUGGAGACCCAGACAAACACACAACACACCCACACACCGUUGCUACACACACACCACCGCCACCAUCAUCAAGAAGGACUACUACAAUACACCACGCUCAAAAAAAGAUCACGGUUCUGGCAGUCUGACAGGUGCGCAGUCCGGCUGGCAGUGUGGCCAGAGGGAGGAGCGGAACAUGAAGGUUGUGGGCGGGGCUUUGAGCACGGUGGAGCGCCACCCCUGGAUGGCGGCGGUGUUCAGCAGGAGCGCCCGCGGGAGAUCGUUCACCUGCGGCGGGAGUCUCAUCUCGCCCUGCUGGGUCCUCACGGCCGCGCACUGCUUCCCCGACGGCACUAAGACUAGCCUGCAUAAACUCUCAGUAUUUGUGGGGAAGAACGCCAUCAAUGAGACGGAUGCUCAGAGAGAGCAGGAGCUCAGGGUCUCGGAGCUCUUCAUCCAUGAACACUUCGACAACACAGACGGCAACUACAACAACGACAUCGCGCUGUUGAAGAUCCGCAGUCCUGACGGUCACUGUGCUAAAGAGUCCAGUUCUGUCAAGACGGUUUGCAUCCCUGAAGCGCAUCAGUCUCUCAGUGCUGGGACGUCCUGUGAGGUCACUGGAUACGGCAGAGAACAAGAAGGGUUGUGGUAUUACUCUCAGUAUCUCAGAGAAGCAAAGGUCAACCUGCUGUCACAGGACGUGUGCUCGAGUAAAGAAUAUUACGACAGCAUGUUCACAGACAACAUGCUGUGUGCCGGGAGUCCCGACUGGAGCGCGGACGCAUGUAAGGGUGACUCUGGCGGGCCGCUGGUGUGUCGUGUCCGUGAGCGUGUGUUUCUGUUCGGUGUGGUGAGCUGGGGAGAGGGAUGUUCCAGACAGUUCCGUCCUGGAGUUUAUACCAAAGUCAGCAACUAUUACAACUGGAUCCUGGAGAAAACCGGAUUGCUGUCACUCAGCUGAGAACAGGAGCUCACCUGCCCUCAUUCACCACAGAGACCAACACAAAGAACAUGAACCAACAACUGCUCAAACUGAUUUCUGUUCAGUUACUCGUUAAUAUGUCCAUCAUUCUUACAUUCCAUUCUAUUGCAAAGAUAUAGCAGCAGCUCAAAGGACUUUCCGUAUGAAAAAUGUUUGUGAAAGUAUUGUUUUGCAUUGGUAUUGAAAUGUACAGUGUUACUUGGUUUUCAUUUGUUUUUAUAAUUUUAUAUUGCUGUGUUACUAUUAAUGUUUUGUCAAUGAUAAAAGCCAAUUAUUAGGCCAAUAAACAAGCACUGUGUACAUUCUGAGUAAACGUUGUGUAAAAUAAGUGUUUGUAUUAAUAUGUGUGUAUAAAUAGAUAUAAAUGUAUUUCCUAAUAAUAAAUAAAUUGUACACAAGAUAAUUUAAUAAGAUUUUUGUUGUGUUAUGAGCACAUGUG
This is a messenger RNA of Cyprinus carpio (common carp), 2008 nucleotides long. RefSeq names its product plasminogen activator, urokinase b (gene plaub). The record is from RefSeq and is a predicted model, not a curated record. The coding region runs from base 178 to 1548 and encodes 456 amino acids. Gene Ontology annotation, molecular function: serine-type endopeptidase activity. NCBI's taxonomy places the organism in Eukaryota, Metazoa, Chordata, Actinopteri, Cypriniformes, Cyprinidae. Gene Ontology annotation, biological process: regulation of cell adhesion mediated by integrin; plasminogen activation. The transcript has 13 exons.